Molecule: messenger RNA, 3760 nt
Organism: Xyrauchen texanus (razorback sucker)
Lineage: Eukaryota; Metazoa; Chordata; Actinopteri; Cypriniformes; Catostomidae
Gene: cdh19
Product: cadherin 19, type 2
Exons: 12
Coding region: 281-2599 (772 amino acids)
Biological process (GO): calcium-dependent cell-cell adhesion; adherens junction organization; homophilic cell-cell adhesion
Cellular component (GO): catenin complex; plasma membrane; adherens junction
Molecular function (GO): cadherin binding; calcium ion binding
Source: RefSeq, a predicted model, not a curated record
UGGGUGCUGGUCAGUGGAGGGAUGAAACACUGAGAAAAACAGCACUGAAGUCUGUCACCAGUUAACACGUUAAAACUGUUUAGAAACUACUGAGAAAAGUUUGAUGGUGAUUUUUGGGGAAUUACAAGAGGAUUGUUCAGAGAUACAGGAUGAAAAUGUUCCUUUCCUUCAAAUGGAGCUGUGCCUUACAUGCUGUUUGAGUUUGUCUGCAAUCUGGGCAUUACAAUGACAGUCAGCCCCAACAUUUAAUGAAACACCCAUUCAGAAGAAGCUCUCAACAAUGGACAAUUGUUCUGUUCUUCAUAUGUUCCUCACACUCUCCAUCAUGACUGGCCAGCUUGAGGGCAACCUGCAUGAGAUCCAGUCGAGUCAAACUUCUCACAGCUCUCAUCUGAGAGUAAGGAGAGGCUGGAUUUGGAGCCAGAUAUUUGUGGAAGAAGAAGAUCCGACACCGAGAAAGAUUGGUCAGCUGAAAUCAGACUACGACACAGGGGACUUUACUAUAAAGUACAUCCUCUCAGGUGAGGGAGCGGGUGAGAUCUUUAUCAUCGAUGAGUACACGGGUGAUAUUCACACUGUUCAGUGUCUGGACCGUGAGCAGAAGCCGUUCUACAUACUACAGGCUCAGGCCAUCAACCGCAGGUCCAAACAGCCCGUAGAACCUGAAUCAGAGUUCAUUAUCAAAGUCCAGGACAUCAAUGACAAUGCUCCAGAAUUCAUCAAUGAGCCCUACAUAUCAAGCAUCCCAGAGAUGUGUCCUACAGGAACCUCGGUCAUCCAGGUCACAGCCACAGACUCAGACGAUCCCACGUUUGGGAACAAUGCUAAACUCAUCUACUCCAUCCUUCAGGGGGAGCCAUACUUCUCAGUGGAGCCCAAAACAGGUAUAAUUGUGACAUCAUUGCCAAAUAUGGACAGAGAAUCGAGAGACCUGUAUCUGGUUGUGGUUCAGGUGAAAGAUAUGCUGGGACUCACAGGAGGCUACAGCACCACCACAACUGUUACCAUCAGCUUGACAGAUGUCAAUGACAAUGGACCCACCUUCCAACACAAUUUGUACACAUUUGCUAUAUCAGAGUCAGCUCCGGUGGGCACCACAGUGGGAAGAAUAAUGGCAGAUGACGGUGAUGUUGGUGUGAAUGCAAAAAUGAUCUACAGCUUAGAGGACCUGGAGGGGAGCAGUACAUUUACCAUCCAGACAGACGCUGAUACUCAAGAGGGGAUUGUCACACUGGCUCAGCCACUGGACUAUGAAAGCAAGAGACGGUUUGUCAUCGUUGUCGAGGCCAUCAACGAAAACAUAGACACCCGUUUCCUAAGUGCAUAUGAAUUUCGUGACAGGACAACACUCAAAAUCACUGUGACUAAUGUGGAUGAACCGCCCAUUUUCACUGAAACACCCUACAGAUGGAAGGUUUUAGAAAAUGCUCCUGUCGGCACUACAGUUGGUUCAGUCUACGCCAGAGAUACUGACACCACCAACAACCCCAUCAGAUACAGCAUUUCACAGUACACUGACACCAGUCACAUGUUCAGAAUUGACUUCAGAAAUGGUACAUUGUAUGUGGCUGAGUCUUUGGAUCGAGAGACCGUGGCAUGGCACAAUCUGACCAUCAAUGCCAGAGAGAUCAGUGAUGGUCAGUUGUUCUCUUCAGUGUCUGUGAUUAUCAUGGUUCUUGACAUCAACGACAACAUGCCCACCCUAUCACAACACUAUCAGCCUUAUGUGUGUGAAGAUACUAAGGCAGGAGAGCUGAUUGAGUUGAUCAGUGCCACUGAUGCAGAUGAUCCAGUAGACAGUCAUCAUUUCUACUUCUCCAUGGUACCAGACAAACACAUCAACCCGAACUUCACCAUCAGAGACAACCAAGAUAACACAGCAGGAAUUCUGGCACGUCGCAGCAGCUUUACCCGUCAUGAGCGUAGGCAGUAUUAUCUGCCUGUGGUGAUCCGAGACAGUGGUUCUCCAGUGCUGUCUGGCACCAUUACGCUCACCAUCAGCGUGUGUGCUUGUCAGCCCAGCGGUCACUGUCCGUCUGGCGGUGUGGAAGCCCAGGCGCUUGCUCUGGAUAUCAGCAUGCAGACGGUGCUCGGCUUGUCAUUGUGCUUCAUAACACUUGCAGUGUUGUCCACAAUAAUGCUAGCUGUGCGAAAAUACAGGACAUUACGACUGAAGAAACUGUUGACACACAAGCUGGAGACUGAGGAGUUCUCAGAGAAAGCCAUGAGUUUUGCCAUCCCAGAGAUAGAGUCCAAUAAAACUGUUUCUCUACGGCCUCAUCCACGCCGUCGAGAGCACAGACUGUGCAGGGAGGAAGUGGCCGCCAGCAUCCGCAUGUCGCUGUGCCACUCUAACCUCAUUGGACCCGAGGACGAGGUUUUCCAACAGUUCAUUAUGGAACGGCUGACCGACGCAGAUGAAGACUUGUACGUGCCGCCCUUUGACUGGCUGCACACCUACGCAUUUGAGGGGACAGGGUCGGCGACAGGCUCACUCAGCUCACUGGAUUCUGUGACCUUUGACCCUUGUGAUGAGGGGCCACAUUUCCUGCGACUGACACCCUGGCAAAGUGGAGCAGAAGACGAAACCUCGUUCUGACUUGAUGAACAACAUCUCUAGACCAACAACAAAAAAGAGAAAUCACUUCAGUUUGUCCAUUGAUUCUCCAAGCCAGCAAUGAGAUUAAAUGGAGAGUCUCAUUUUUUCUUCUGAGAGAAAGAUCUCAGUAACCUCACAUGUGUCUCCUCUAAGGUAUUAGAAAAGUCAUCAAACUGUGAAACUCUAUCUAUAAUCCAACAUCAUAGAAAUCAAUAUAAACUCAAACAUUUAUCACCAAAUUCUUCCAAGUCUCUGAGUUAUGCCAUACACAUUAAUUGUAUAGCUCUAUACUCUUACUGUAUGCUGUACACUGAACACAUUUGUCAUAAGGGUUUGAACUGUAGUUUUAAUCAGAGCUAGUUAAUUUUCUGAUAAUAGCGGCAUUUGUAACAUUUAUAUUUUCAGCAGUCUGUUAUAAACAAUAUUUUUAUCAUUUUAUAAUUGCAAAUAUGCCAUUUUUAAUUAACAGUUGCUAUUUUAACAUGCAGCAGCAUGUUAAUUAUUUGUCAUUUAGAGUGAUGCAGUACAAUUUGUAAUAUAAAUAGCAAUGAAAAAAAUAGGUAUAUACUUGCAGCACAAUACAGAUAUACAGAGCAAAGUUGACUGUAUAGCAGUGGGUCUCAACUGGCUUUGCUUCAGGACCCAUAUUUUACAUGUAACCUGUAUUUAAUGUAACCUUAGUUACAUUUUCUUUUAUCUUGAAUACAUUUUAAAAAAGUAUUUCAAGUUUUAAGGGCAUGUCACAAGUAAAAUGUACUGCCCCCUUUACAGUAAAAGCUGAUGAGCCUCUUUUAUUUACUGUCCAGUUUAUUUCCAAAAAAUCAAACAUCAUUCAAAAAGAAAAGAUGUUACGCAGGAGAAAAACAUUGUCCAUAAUUUGUACAUAAGCCUUGAGGUCUAGAAGUUAAAUCCCUUUGCGUACUUGAUCUUACAUUAUAUUUACAGUGCAAUGCCAUGUAUGCACAGGUUAGACCAUCGAUGGAUCCUCAUUACUGUGGUUAGGUCAAUAUAGCUAGCUACAAAAAAGAAAAAAUGAAACAGGAGUCAAGUCAAGUCAAAUAAUUUUUAUUUGUAUAGCGCCUUUCACAGCACACAUCAUUUCAAAGUAGUUUUACAGCAGAUCAGGCAUUAACUUAAGAUAAAACUGUAAUGUCUAUAAUG